GGCUUUGCCGAGGCCCCGCCCCUUCCUUUCGCCGCCGCGCUGCUCUCACGAACGCACGUCCCAGCGCCCGCCGCCGCCGCCGCCCAAGAUGCGUUACGUCGCAGCUUAUCUGCUCGCGGUGCUCGGGGGCAACGAGUCCCCCACGUCCAAGGACUUGAAAAAGAUCCUCGACAGCGUCGGCAUCGAGACGGACGAUGAACGCAUGAACAAGGUUAUUAGUGAGCUGAAUGGAAAAAACAUUGAAGAUGUAAUUGCCCAGGGUAAUGGAAAACUUGCCAGCAUGCCAGCUGGGGGAGCGGUGGCAGUCUCUGCUGGAGGGGGCUCUGCUGCUCCUGCUGCAACUGCUGCCCCUGCAGCCGCUGAGGAGAAGAAAGAAGAGAAGAAGGAGGAAUCAGAAGAAUCUGAUGAUGACAUGGGAUUCGGCCUCUUUGAUUAAUUAUUUGUUAUAGAGAAGUUAUUAAAAGUCUUUGUUUUAAA
Poecile atricapillus (Black-capped chickadee) is the source of this 477-nucleotide messenger RNA. RefSeq names its product ribosomal protein lateral stalk subunit P2 (gene RPLP2). Gene Ontology annotation, biological process: cytoplasmic translational elongation. The transcript is spliced from 5 exons. The coding region runs from base 89 to 436 and encodes 115 amino acids. Gene Ontology annotation, molecular function: structural constituent of ribosome. Lineage: Eukaryota; Metazoa; Chordata; Aves; Passeriformes; Paridae. The record is from RefSeq and is a predicted model, not a curated record. Gene Ontology annotation, cellular component: cytosolic large ribosomal subunit; ribosome.